Chionomys nivalis (European snow vole) is the source of this 4925-nucleotide messenger RNA. It is a transcript of the gene Opa3, whose product is annotated as outer mitochondrial membrane lipid metabolism regulator OPA3. NCBI's taxonomy places the organism in Eukaryota, Metazoa, Chordata, Mammalia, Rodentia, Cricetidae. The transcript has 2 exons. Gene Ontology annotation, biological process: regulation of lipid metabolic process. Gene Ontology annotation, cellular component: mitochondrion. The record is from RefSeq and is a predicted model, not a curated record. Bases 119 to 658 code for a protein of 179 amino acids.
GAGUCCCUCCUUACGCAGACACGCACGGCCCACCGGCGGGCGGGAGCGGAGCGGCGAGGUCAGCGGCGCCCCGCCCAAUCAGCCAACAAGGUUGCGCGUGCCCAGGGCGACCGCCAAGAUGGUGGUGGGCGCGUUCCCCAUGGCGAAGCUGUUCUACCUGGGCAUCCGGCAGGUCAGCAAGCCGCUGGCCAACCGCAUCAAGGAGGCCGCCCGCCGCAGCGAGUUCUUCAAGACCUACAUCUGCCUGCCCCCAGCCCAGCUGUACCACUGGGUGGAAAUGCGGACCAAGAUGCGCAUCAUGGGCUUCCGGGGCACAGCCAUCAAGCCGCUAAAUGAAGAGGCAGCGGCAGAGCUGGGUGCUGAGCUGCUGGGCGAGGCCACCAUCUUCAUUGUGGGCGGAGGCUGCCUGGUUCUGGAGUACUGGCGCCACCAGACUCAGCAGCGCAACAAGGAGGAGGAACAGAAGGCAGCCUGGAAUGCACUGCAGGACGAGGUGGGCCGCCUGGCGCUGGCGCUGGAGACGCUACAGGCACAGGCACAGGCGAUGCCCUCUUUGAGCGCCCUGGAGGAGCUCCGAGCAGAGCUGCAGGAGGUGCGCGCCCAGGUCUGCAACGAGCACUCCACUCCCAAGUGCCAAGCAGCAUCUUCCAAGAAAUAGUCGGCUGCUGGGGCCCCCAACAUGACCUGGCCUCCUGUCCCGGGAGGGACCUUGAUGCAACUGUGACCUGUGGUGGUCACCCCUUACUGACAAAAUCUGGGCAUUUCCCCCAGGGAAUACAGCAGCAAAAGUGUUCAGAGCCCGCCAGCUGCUGACUGGGAGUGCUCAGCCCCAACCAGGAACCACGUUGGACUUUCAAGAUCUUGCCAGCCUAUCUCCCCACUGCUCUGGCAAAGGCAAAAAUGAAAGCAGGGCUCCAACCUGAUCAGGACCUGGUUAGACAAAGUCACCUGCCAUUAUUGGAGAGCCUUCUUCCUUUGAUGGCUGAAGCCCUCUGGUCAGCAAAGCCUCUGUUCUUGUGGAGGAAGCCUGCAGCUGAUGCGCACAUUCACUCCCCCAUCUUUGGUGCAGACCCCUCCUAGCUGUCUCAGUUGCAGCCCCACUUCCCCUGUCCUCAGGGUCCUUGGACCUUGUUUCCACUGACACCGUAUUUCCUCCUGUCCUUCUUCAGUGGCAUUUCUCAGGCCGAUGGGUUAGAUGCCAUCCACACACGUCUGUCCUGUCUGCCCCUCCCCACCUCUGGAGCCCUGGUCUCCCCAGGCAUGACAUGUCACUAGGAAUGUGAUGCUGGGCACAGAGUGACCUGUUCUCCCGCAAUUCUGGAAGCCAGCAGCGAAGGUCGGGAUGUUGGGGACUCCACUCCCUCUUCUGACGUCAGGGCUUCAAGACUUGUGGACUCUGUCUUGUCUUCAUGUGGCCUUCCCUCCCUCUUCUUAGACACCUGUCUUCUCUUGGACACCUGUCUUGAAUACAAGGCCCACCCUAAACCUGGGGUGACCACAUUGAAAGAUCCUUAACUACAUCUCUGAAGACCCUUUUCUAAAUGGGGACACACUAACAGGUCCCAGAGUUAGGACGUAGGUUUAUCUUUUGGAGCUUGUUACACUCUGCCCUCCUAGGAGUGCACAAGGCCCUGCUGUGCUGCUUGGCCAUUUGACAUCCUUCACUUGGUUUCUGGGGUUGGGCUCAGCACUGCAGCUCCAGAAGGGUGUGACUGCAGCAGUCACUGCCAUGGCUGUCAGUUCCUGUUGUUAGGAGCCCCAGAAUAAGAAGGCAUCUCAAGGAUAUAGGAGUGGCAUAAUUAAUAUGGACCUCCAAACUGGGCCAGUGGUCAUUAGUAACAGAAAGCUGGGUGUGGUGACUCACAUCUGGAAUCCCAAUACUCAGAGCUGAGGCAGGAGUGAGCCUGAGUUCCAUCGUGACUCCCAGGACAGAUUUCUGGGCCACAGAGAGACUCUGUCUCAAAGAAAAAAAAAAGAAAGAAAGAAAAAAGAAAGAAAAGACAACAAAAUCCUGGAGAAAAGACAGAAAAGGUUUUGGCUUUGGUGGGAAAGGGGCCAUGACUCAUCCUAUGAGGUCUUUCCCAUAUUGGGAAACUGAGGCCCUGGAGAAGGAAUGCUAAGGGACUUGGCCAAGAUCACACAGCUCAGGAGGUGGGGAGAACCAGAUGGUUCUGGCUGUAAAGCAAGGCGAGGGGAGGGCUGACCCCUCUUCCCAGAGGCCAGAGGCACUGAGUUUCUGUCCCCUAUUAGAGGAGCCCUAGGCCAGCCACACCUGAGAUCUCUGAAUAUAGGGAACAGAUUCAUUUCACCUGGCCCUUGUCCCUAGCGGUGGGCCUGGUAGGGCUUUUUGUCAGAGGGGUGAGAAGGACCCAUCCCAGUAUUCUCCAGGUGGAAACCCGAGACUUGCUUCUGAGACUGUAUCUCAACUUCUAGAGGAGGGAGAAGUUGGUGUCUUUUUUUUUUUAAAGCUUUAUUUUAUGUGCAUUGAUACAAAGGUGUCAGAUCCUCUGGAGCUGGAGCUACAGACAGUUAUGAACCACCAUGUGGGUGCUGGGAAUUGAACCAUGAUCCUCUGGAAGAGCAGCUGGUUCUCUUAACCACUGAGCCAUCUAUCUCUCCAGCCCCCAGAAGUUGGUGUCUUUUUUGUUUGUUUGUUUGUUUUUGUUUUUGUUUUUCGAGACAGGGUUUCUCUGUGGUUUUGGAGCCUGUCCUGGAACUAGCUCUUGUAGACCAGGCUGGUCUCGAACUCACAGAGAUCCACCUGCCUCUGCCUCCCAAGUGCUGGGAUUAAAGGCGUGCGCCACCACCGCCCGGCAGAAGUUGGUGUCUUUAAAUUUUGAGUUAGGUAAGGCUCUGACUGAGGGACAAAGCCAAGGACAGACAUGAAUGCAUGAUGGAGGACAGAGGACAGAGCAGGGAAGCAGCUCAGUGCCCGAUUGCCAUGGUUACCCCUGACAGUCAUCCGGCACCAGCAACAGCUCUGAGACCAGUUCUGGCCACCCUGCCUGGUGUCAGUCCACGCAGUUAUGGCAAAGCCAGGACAAGCCAAGGGCCCUGGGCUCAGGUCAGUCAUUACUCCAGCAAAGCAACUUCACUGUUCUGAGUUCCCUGAAGAACUCCCAAGAAAAUUUUCCCUGAGACAAAUGUCACCUUCAGGCCACCCAAGCAUGAGUAAGCCUGUGGGCCCAUGCUGACCCGGGGGAGCCUUCACAUGGUCCUAAUGCAUGUGGACAUGUUGGGACCUGUGGACAGCCUUACCCCAGUGGACAGCAGUGUGGGAAGCAAGUGUGAGGGGGUGUGUGGUUCCAGACGCUUCCACAAGGCAGAAGGCCGGAGCAGCUCUCACGGCUCUGCUGUCCUACUCACUGCAGUGUUAUAUAUUUCCCAAGUAGGGAGAAGGGUGAGAAUAAAUUUAUUACUGAAGCUGGUUGUCUUCAAGUGUACUUGUGUAUGUUUUUAAUUGAAAAAAAAAUCCAAUAGACUCAACAGAGUCAUUUGCUGCCAAGCCUGAUGACAUGAUUGGAUCCCCAGGAUUUGCAUGGUAGACUGAGAGAACCAACUCCCUCAGGUUGUCCUCAAACCUCCAUGUUCAUAUUGUAACAUUCACACAACUAUAAACACACACAAGAAUAAAUAAAUAUAUAAAUAAAAUGUAAUAAGCACUUUUUAAAGUCCAGGUUGGGGGCAUCAUAUGCCUGUAAUCCCAAUACUUGGCAUUCCUGCCAAACAAGGAAGACUUCAUGUUCAAAGGCUACAUAGAAAGACCCUGUCUAAACCAACCCAGUUUGGAGGUGGCAUGGUGGCACAUGCCUGAGUUUCAGCACUUGGAAAGUAGAGGCAAGAGAAUCAAAAAUUCAAGGUCAUUGUCCUCCACAAAGUGAGUUUGAAGCUAGUCUAGGCUCUGUGAGACUUUGUCUCAAAAACAAACCAAAAAAUUAAUUUUAAAAUUCAUAUUAGCUGGGCGGUGGUAGCACAUGCCUUUAACCCAGCACUCAGGAGGUAGAGGCAGGCAGAUCUCUGAGUUCGAGGCCAACCUGGUCUACAGAGUGAAUUCCAAGACAACCAGAGUUACUCAGAGAAACUCUAUCUCAAUAAUCCAGAAAAGCUGCCUGUUAUUCUUCCACUUGAGGAAGAUUCAUAGAGUUGCCCACUGCAUGCCCAGUCCUUCCUUUGCCACAUGGGUUCCCAGCAGAGCCCUUAUCAGUGCAGUCCCGGCCUCUGGGUUUCCAGCCCAGUGAGAAGCAGCUGCAUUCACUCUGUUCUUAGUGUGUGUGGGUAGGUGGGGCUGGACUGGACACAAACUCCUCCCUCCUGAGUGACUCUGGGCUGCCGGAUAGAGCAGACAGAACCCCGUUCACACCAGCUCACACAACCUGAACGAAUGUCCCAUCCCUGGCAGGCCUACUGUCCUUACGUAGGUUUCAUUGUCGGACAAGCCCUUGCUUGGAGGAACCAACCUGUUGGAGAGCUGCCCCAGAGGAGAAUGGAUCUCCUACAAGUUCCAGCCAGUUCUCCUGGCCCCAAGGCCAUCCGUGGGCCAGCCUCUGAGCACUGUAUGCAGACUAACAGGAAAAGCCUGCCUAGCAGCUGGGGUGCCGUCACCCACCAAGUGGACACAUGUUCACUGAGCAGGUACUGGGUUUGGAUCACCAGGAACAAGACAAAGCCCAGCAUCACCACCAUGGAGCUCGUACACCAGUGCUGGAGCAAAGACCUGAUGCUGGGGAAAUGGUGCCGCUUGGAUGGCUCUUGUCUGGCAUACUGAAGCCCUGGGUUCAGUACCCAGCACUGCAUAAACUGCAUAUGCCUGUCAUCCUAAUUCACUGCAGGGACCGCAGGUUCAAGGUUGAGAACUCCAUAGGGAGACCCGGGUCAGAACAAACAAUCACAACUGCAAGGCUUAGCAGAUUAGGCCCCUGAGCCGA